Molecule: messenger RNA, 2509 nt
Organism: Spirodela intermedia
Lineage: Eukaryota; Viridiplantae; Streptophyta; Magnoliopsida; Alismatales; Araceae
Source: the annotation of a GenBank genome assembly
AUGUUUUACUUUCCGGAGGAGGUUGUGGAGCAUAUCUUCAGCUUCCUCAGCUCCGAUCGAGAUAGAAACACAGUUUCUCUGGUGUGCAAGGCGUGGCAUAGGGUGGAGAGACUCAGCCGAAGGGGAGUGUUCAUCGGGAAUUGCUACGCCGUGGGGCCGGAGAGGCUUAUGGCAAGGUUUCCCCGUCUCCGGUCGCUCACUCUUAAAGGGAAACCCCAUUUUGCGGAUUUCAAUCUUGUCCCCCAUGAUUGGGGAGGAUAUGCGCGUCCCUGGAUCGAAGCUUUGGCUCGGGGCUGUCCUGAGCUCGAGGAGCUCCGCCUGAAGAGAAUGGUGAUCACUGACGAAUGCCUUGAGCUCCUUGCCCGGUCCUUUCCCAACUUCAGAGCACUGUUCCUCGUCAGUUGCGAUGGCUUCAGCACGGAUGGCCUUGCUGCUAUUGCAACACACUGCAGGUACGCAUUCUGAUCCCUUUUUCGGCCUGUUCUGAUUCUAGCGAGCUGCUGCAACCAUUUUAUCGAUUGCUUGAAUGCUGGGUACUGAGAAGGCGGGCUUUUAGGAUCUGCACAUUUUAUUUAGGUUUGAACCAAAUUACCUCGAUUUUUUUUCUGUAGAAAUAGAAACGUGAGUUCCUGGCUCAGUUCCAUGGUUCUUGUCCUUCCCCUCAAACCAAAGAACAUAUAGAGAGAAGUUGGUUUCAUAUCAAUUGCUUGACCGGGACAAUCUUCCUGCUAUUCUUGGAAUGAUAUGCCAUUCUGGUCAACUCCAUCGUCCUCCCAUUGACGCUGCUCCUCAUUUGACUCUGACAGUGGCAGUCGAUUCCAUUAUCAUUUUGGUCAAUUCCAUCUACUGAGUUGCUCCAUGAGCUUCUGGUUGACUAUAUUUAGAAGUUAGAACGUGCACUUAUCCCACCUCCCUUCCCAGCCCUGUGAUAUGGAAGAGCUGGGCCUCCAGGAAAGUGAGAUUGAUCAUGACUGGGAGUGGCUUAGCUACUUCCGCAGUUCCUCGACAUGGCUUGUUUCAUUGAGCUGUUGGUUGUAUGUGUUUCAAAUUUAGGGUUUAUGCUUUUGAAAAGUCUCUGCUUGACUCCCCCAUCUCCCCCCUUCUGCUCUCCACAACUGUAGGCAUCUCAGGGAGCUGGACCUCCAUGAAAAUGAGGUCGACGACCGGGGGGAGUGGCUGAGUUGCUUCCCGGAGUCCUCUACAUCGCUUGUUUCAUUGAACUUCGCCUGCCUGAAAGGGGAGGUGAAUGCGGCGGCGCUGGAGAGGCUCGUGGCCAGGUGCACCAACCUCAGAAGCCUGUGGAUGAACCGCAGCGUAUCGCUGGAGAUGCUCUCCAGGAUCGUCUCAAAGGCCCCCCACCUGGAGGAUUUGGGCACGGGCUCGUACGUCCACGACCCUCAUUCCGAGUCUUACCACAAUUUGAUCAACGCAUUCCUGAACUGCAAGUCUAUCAAGAGCCUCUCGGGCUUCUGGGAUGUCGCCCCCCGCUGCCUGCCGGCCGUUUACCCAAUCUGUUCCCAAUUAGCCUACCUGAACUUGAGCUAUGCCGCAACCAUCCAAGCCGACGACCUCAUAAACAUGAUCGGCCACUGCACAAAACUUCAGAAACUCUGGGUGAGCUCCAUCACUGAUCAUUUCUUCGCUGCAUCUUCCUUUUCUUCUUCUUCUUCUUCUUCCAAAUUUUGUUUUGUUUUUGAAGUUCCUCGUUGCAAUUCAGGUGCUGGACUGCAUUGGGGACAAAGGGCUCGCAGUGGUGGCGUCCCGAUGCAAGCAGCUGGAGGAGCUCAGGGUCUUCCCUUCAGACCCUUUCGGCCAUGGGACGAUUGACUCCGUGACGGAGGAGGGCCUGGUGUCGAUCUCCUCGGGCUGCCCCCGGUUCAACUCGGUGCUGUACUUCUGCAACCGGAUGACCAAUGCAGCGCUGAUCACCAUUGCCAAGAAUUGCCCCAAUUUCGUCCGCUUCAGGCUCUGCAUCCUCUCCCCGAAGAAACCAGACCCGUUGACUCACCGGCCGCUCGACGAGGGCUUUGGCGCCAUUGUCCAAUCCUGUCGUGGUCUCCGGCGGCUGUCAGUCUCCGGCCUCCUCACCGACCAGGUCUUCCUCUACAUCGGCAAGUACGCAAAGAAGCUGGAGAUGCUCUCAGUGGCCUUUGCCGGAGACAGCGACAAGGGGAUGCUCUACCUGCUUAACGGCUGCCGGAGCCUACGAAAGCUGGAGAUCAGGGACUGCCCAUUUGGUGAUGCUGCGCUGCUCAAGGGCGUGGGGCGCUACGAGGCAAUGCGGUCCCUUUGGAUGUCCUCCUGCGAGGUCACCCUUAGGGGCUGCCAGGCGCUCGCUGCCAUGGCACCGCGGCUCAACGUGGAGAUCAUGCAUGAGGAGGAGGAAGAUGCCGGUGGCAUCAGCUGUGGCGGCGGCCUCGACGAUGCCCAGCGGGUGGAGAAAAUGUACCUCUACCGGACCCUAGCGGGGCCGAGGAGUGACGCCCCCAGCAAUCUCUUCACUCUGUAA